Messenger RNA from Balaenoptera acutorostrata (minke whale), 6468 nucleotides. RefSeq names its product BCR activator of RhoGEF and GTPase (gene BCR). The transcript has 23 exons. The record is from RefSeq and is a predicted model, not a curated record. NCBI's taxonomy places the organism in Eukaryota, Metazoa, Chordata, Mammalia, Artiodactyla, Balaenopteridae. The coding region runs from base 448 to 4275 and encodes 1275 amino acids. Gene Ontology annotation, cellular component: membrane. Gene Ontology annotation, molecular function: protein serine/threonine kinase activity; guanyl-nucleotide exchange factor activity; GTPase activator activity. Gene Ontology annotation, biological process: protein phosphorylation; intracellular signal transduction; positive regulation of GTPase activity.
CCGAGUGCGGGCCGGGCGCGAGUGCGGCGUGAGCGGGCGGGCCAAGCGCAGCGCGGGGAGGCGGCGGCGGCUGGGCGAGGGCGCGGGAGCCCGAGGAGACAAGCGCGCCGGCGGCGGCCAUGGGCUAGUGGGCCCGGCCUAGCGGAGGUAACACCCACCCUGCGCGCGCCGGGAGCCCCGCACACAAUAGCGGCGCGCGCAGCCCCGCGCCCUUCCCCCGCGCUCGCGCGCCCGCCCCUCGCCCCGCCCCGCGCGCGGGGAGCCUGGCCGCAGCCCUCACCUGCCGCCCGGGAGGGGGCGGGCAUUGUUCGCCAGCUGCCGCCACCGCUGCCCCACUGGGGGCAUGGGGGCCGCCCGGCGCCCCGGGCCGGGCCUGGCGAGGCCGUCGCGCCGCCGCUGAGCCGGGCCCCGCGGCAGCCGGGCGGCGCAGGUGAGGCCGGCCGCGCCAUGGUGGACCCGGUGGGCUUCGCCGAGGCGUGGAAGGCGCAGUUCCCGGACUCGGAGCCGCCGCGCAUGGAGCUGCGCUCGGUGGGCGACAUUGAGCAGGAGCUGGAGCGCUGCAAGGCCUCCAUCCGGCGCCUGGAGCAAGAGGUGAACCAGGAGCGCUUCCGCAUGAUCUACCUGCAGACGCUGCUGGCCAAGGAGAAGAAGAGCUACGACCGACAGCGCUGGGGCUUCCGGCGCGCGGCGCAGCCCCCCGACGGCGCCGCCGAGCCCCGCGCGCCGCGCCCCCAGCCCGCGCCAGCCGACUGCGCCGACCCGCCGACCGCCGACGAGCCCGAGGCCCGGCUCGACGGGAAGGGCUCCCCGGGCAAGGCCAGGCCCGCGGCCACGCGCAGGCCCGGGGCCUCCGCUCCCGCGGACCGCGACGACCGCGGGCCCCCCACCAGCGUGGCGGCCCUGCGUUCCAAUUUCGAGAGGAUCCGCAAGGGCCCCGUCCAGCCGGCGGCGGCGGACGCCGAGAAACCCUUCUACGUGAACGUCGAGUUCCACCACGAGCGCGGCCUGGUGAAGGUCAACGACAAAGACGUGUCGGACCGCAUAAGCUCCCUGGGCAGCCAGGCCAUGCAGAUGGAGCGCAAGAAGUCCCAGCAGGGCGCUGGGCCCGGCCCUGGGGACCCGCCCAGGCCCUCCUACCGCGGGCGCCUCUCCGAGAGCAGCUGCGGCCUCGACGGCGACUUUGAGGACGUGGAGCUGAACCCGCGCUUCCUGAAGGACAACCUGAUCAACGCCAAUGGCGGCAGCAGGCCCCCCUGGCCGCCCCUGGAGUACCAGCCCUACCAGAGCAUCUAUGUCGGGGGCAUGAUGGUAGAAGGGGAGGGCAAGGGCUCGCUCCAGCGCAGCCAGAGCACCUCGGAGCAGGAGAAGCGCCUUACCUGGCCCCGGAGGUCCUACUCCCCUCGGAGCUUUGAGGACAGCGGAGGCGGCUACACCCCGGACUGCAGCUCCAACGAGAACCUCACGUCCAGCGAGGAGGACUUCUCCUCGGGCCAGUCCAGCCGCGUGUCCCCGAGCCCCACCACCUACCGCAUGUUCCGGGACAAGAGCCGCUCACCCUCGCAGAACUCCCAGCAAUCCUUCGACAGCAGCAGCCCCCCCACGCCCCAGUGCCAGAAGCGGCACCGGCAGGGACCGGUGGUCGUGUCCGAGGCCACCAUCGUGGGCGUCCGCAAGACGGGGCAGAUCUGGCCCAGCGAUGGGGACAGCUUGUCCAGCAGGCUGCUUCAAGACGGCACCUUCCAUGGAGACGCAGAUGCACCAUUCGGGACGCCGCCGGGGUACAGCUGUGCCAUGGACCGGGCCGAGGAGCAGCGCCGGCACCAGGACGGGCUGCCCUACGUGGAUGACUCACCCUCCUCCUCGCCCCACCUCGGCAGCAAGGGCAGGGGCGGCCAGGACGCACCGGAGCCCACCAAAGUGAGUGAGCUGGACUUGGAAAAGGGCUCGGAGAUGAGGAAAUGGGUCCUGUCUGGAAUCCUGGCUAGCGAGGAGACUUACCUGAGCCACCUGGAGGCGCUGCUGCUGCCCAUGAAACCUUUGAAGGCUGCUGCCACCACCUCUCAGCCGGUGCUGACGAGCCAGCAGAUCGAGACCAUCUUCUUCAAAGUGCCUGAGCUCUAUGAGAUCCACAAGGAGUUCUACGACGGGCUCCUCCCCCGCCUGCAGCAGUGGAGCCACCAGCAGCGCGUGGGCGACCUAUUCCAGAAGCUGGCCAGCCAGCUGGGUGUGUACCGGGCCUUUGUGGACAACUACGGAGUUGCCAUGGAAACGGCUGAGAAGUGCUGUCAGGCCAACGCUCAGUUUGCAGAAAUCUCUGAGAACCUGAGAGCCAGAAGCAACAAGGAUGCCAAGGACCAAACGACCAAGAACUCUCUGGAAACCCUGCUCUACAAGCCUGUGGACCGGGUCACGAGGAGCACACUGGUCCUGCAUGACUUGCUGAAACACACCCCCUCUGGCCACCCCGACCACCUGCUGCUGCAAGACGCCCUCCGCAUCUCGCAGAACUUCCUGUCCAGCAUUAACGAGGAGAUCACGCCCCGCCGGCAGUCCAUGACCGUGAAGAAGGGAGAGCACCGGCAGCUGCUGAAGGACAGCUUCAUGGUGGAGCUGGUGGAGGGGGCCCGUAAGCUGCGGCACGUCUUCCUCUUCACUGACCUGCUCCUGUGCACCAAGCUCAAGAAGCAGAGCGGAGGCAAAACGCAGCAAUACGACUGCAAAUGGUACAUCCCGCUCACGGAUCUCAGCUUCCAGACAGUAGACGACUCGGAGGCCGCACCCAACAUCCCCCUGGUGCUGGAUGAGGAGCUGGAUGCCAUGAAGAUCAAGAUCUCCCAGAUCAAGAGUGACAUCCAGAGAGAGAAGAGAGCGAACAAGGGCAGCAAGGCCAUCGAGAGGCUGAGGAAGAAGCUCUCAGAGCAGGAGUCGCUGCUCUUGCUCAUGUCCCCCAGCAUGGCCUUCCGCGUGCACAGCCGCAACGGCAAGAGUUACACGUUCCUGAUCUCAUCCGACUAUGAGCGGGCCGAGUGGAGGGAGAACAUCCGGGAGCAGCAGAAGAAAUGUUUCAAGAGUUUCUCCCUGACGUCCGUGGAGCUGCAGAUGCUGACCAACUCGUGCGUCAAGCUUCAGACCGUCCACAGCAUCCCACUGACCAUCAACAAAGAAGAUGAUGAAUCUCCCGGGCUCUACGGGUUCCUGAAUGUCAUCGUCCACUCCGCCACUGGCUUUAAGCAGAGUUCUAGUCUGUACUGCACCCUGGAGGUGGAUUCCUUUGGCUACUUUGUAAAUAAAGCCAAGACACGCGUCUACAGGGACACGGCUGAGCCCAACUGGAAUGAGGAGUUUGAGAUCGAGCUGGAAGGCUCACAGACCUUGAGGAUACUGUGCUACGAGAAGUGUUACAACAAAAGCAAGAUCACCAAGGAGGACGGCGAGAGUGCAGACAGGAUCAUGGGGAAGGGCCAGGUACAGCUGGACCCCCAGGCCCUGCAGGACAGAGAGUGGCAGCGGACCAUCAUCGCCAUGAAUGGGAUUGAAGUGAAGUUGUCAGUCAAGUUCACCAGCAGAGAGUUCAGCUUGAAGAGGAUGCCUUCCCGAAAACAGACGGGCGUCUUCGGAGUCAAGAUCGCCGUGGUCACCAAGAGAGAGCGUUCCAAGGUGCCCUACAUCGUGCGCCAGUGCGUGGAGGAGAUCGAACGCCGGGGCAUGGAGGAAGUGGGCAUCUACCGCGUGUCCGGAGUGGCCACUGACAUCCAGGCACUGAAGGCGGCUUUUGACGUCAACGACAAGGACGUGUCAGUGAUGAUGAGCGAGAUGGACGUGAAUGCCAUUGCCGGGACGCUGAAGCUCUACUUCCGAGAGCUGCCUGAGCCCCUCUUUACCGACGAGUUCUACCCCAACUUCGCCGAGGGCAUCGCUCUCUCAGACCCCGUGGCAAAGGAGAGCUGCAUGCUUAACCUGCUGCUGUCACUCCCGGAGGCCAACCUGCUGACAUUCCUCUUCCUUCUGGACCACCUGAAAAGGGUGGCAGAAAAGGAGACAGUGAACAAGAUGUCCCUGCACAACCUCGCCACGGUGUUCGGCCCCACGCUGCUCCGGCCCUCAGACAAGGAGAGCAAGCUCCCUGCCAACCCCAGCCAACCCAUCUCCAUGACCGACAGCUGGUCCCUGGAGGUCAUGUCCCAGGUCCAGGUGCUGCUGUACUUCCUGCAGCUGGAGGCCAUUCCUGCCCCAGACAGCAAGAGACAGAGCAUCCUCUUCUCCACCGAAGUCUAAAGGCCCAACUCCACCUCCAAGAUGCCGGCAGAACGGCCUGGGAACCUCCUAGGGAAACGGGCAAUCCACAGAGCGGGAACCGAACCUUCUAGAGGAGUCGUUAGGCCACCCCCCAGGGCCAGGCUGCUGCCAAGAGACAACUACCCAAGGCAAAAGGCCAAGGGGCCUGGACAGUUCCAGGCCCCCCUCCAGUGGGGCCUGAGAACCCUGGGCUGGCCUCAGACUGUGGUUUUCUACGCCACCACCAGAGGGCGCCCCAAGCCAGCCCUCGUGUCUCCGGUCACGGGCCUGGGCGGGACCAGGCAAAGGGAGUGGUUUUUACGAAUUUAACUUAUGAGAGUUCAAAGAUUUCUACUGGAUCACCUGUCGAGAUGCACCCUCUCCAGGGAGAAGGGAACAGGAGCAGAUUCCCUCGGUAUCGUGUCUUGAAUAAAUACUGCUGCUGCUUCGUGCCCAGGGGCCAGGCCCUGUCCAGCGUGGGUGGGGGCGUUUCGAUUUCCCAGACUUAGAAAUUCGACUCCUGUUUGUAACAGGGUUUGAAAAGCUAAAUCUACACUGUGUAGUGCUUGACCCCUUUCACCUCCUUUCUUCUUUCUUUCUAGAAGAAUUUGUGCAGAAAUGGAUCUUCUUCCUGUUCUAUCCUGUUGCUUUGUUUUUGCUGAUCACGUGCCCCUCGGAAGGCAGCUCCCUGCGGAGCUGCGUAACGUCCAGGACCGGGCACCAGGGGAGGGAGGCCCAGGCUGCGCACUUUAUGGCUGGUUGUCUAGGGAGAGUGAUCCUGUUCACCAUCCCGACUGCCCCGCCGGGCACGCACUCUCCUCAUCAGCUCAGAAAGGCCUUGAUCUCUGGCCUCCUCCAGCCUGUGGCCCAUCUGCCCCCAAAUCUCCCUUCCCCUAAUCGUGUCCCGCCGCCCCACCCCCCCCGCCCCACCCCGAUCGCUUCAUUCCUCGCUCUUUGCUACACACACUCAGCAAACUUUUGUAAAGCUUUCCUCUGGGCGGCGGCAGCUUACCAACAGCUUGUUUUAAACUUUGAUCUGAAUAGCCUUUUGAUACUUGAAUAUUUUUAAGUUUUAUACAUAGUUUCUAAUUUUUUUCCUAACAGAUUCAGAUUCCUAAUAAGAUGUUAGAAUGUACUCUGUGGACAAUCUGUGUCCCAGCGGCAUCUCGUCUUCCUCUGAGCGCCAGCUCUGUUUCCAUCAGGAGCCACUUCUGAAGUCUUCUGAGCAUCUGGAAUUGGGGGGCGGGGAUUAGGAACAGGCUGGGCCGAGGGUAGGGGCUCCCAUCCCGAAGCAGGUGGAGAGACAGAGCCCCCCAUGCUCCACACACCUGUGCGGAAGCCAGGAUGUGCCUGGUAACCCUCCUGACCAUCUGACUUGGAGGAAAGAGAACUGGGGAAACCACUAAGUAUUUUGAAGAAAAAAGUCUGUGAAGAAUUGCAUCACUUUUUUUAAAAAAGGGAUGGGGGCGAGGAGAGAAGAAACUUCCAUGCUGGACUUGCAGGAAGAGAGGAUGUAGCUGAACCGGAGGAGGGAAGUGGUGGCAUGACUCAGGAAAAGGCGUUUGCUUGUCACGCGAUUAGACCAGUAACAGGUGGCACUGUCCAGGACCCUUCCCGUGUCCCUGGCGGGGUGGGAAGGCUCAGCUGGUGUGUCAGCGGGCAGCUCCUGCCCAAGGUCGUGGCACACGGGGCCACGUGCCCCCCCCCCACUCUACCCUCUGCUCGCGGACCUGCCGAGGCAGGGACGGAAAAAGAAGUCACUCGAAGGUCUUAAGUCUGCAUAUUGUAUUUAUUUAGUUGUACUUUUUUCUCGUGAGGAGAGCAGACCCACCGUUUUAAAGCAGUGCUGCUCUCCUGGGGGAUGAGGGCGGGGAGCAGGGUCCUCUGUGCUUUGCAUGUCUCUGGGAUCCAUGGGUUUCCCAGGCCUCCAGUCCCUGGCCUCUUCUGGCCUGGCUUCCCAUCCCCGUCUGGCUCUGCAGGGGAAACACACUUUACUUAGAAAAGCUAGACCUGGCCCCGGUUUCUUUUUCCCUGGAGUCUCAUGAUUUGCGUCUGUCGCAUUGAAACUGGAAAGCAAUCUCUCAGUGUCUGUGCCAAUUUUCGUUCCCUCCCCCCAUCUCCUUCCUCUGUUUGCUUUUUAUUUAUGUAGGAUGCGUGGUGUUUAGUGAUGGAAUGACCACUCUUUCUUGUUCA